AGUCACGCUGUUUCUAAGUUAAAUUCAAAAUACUUUUGCGUUCUCAACAAAACAGACGUUUUUGAAGCAAUUUUCCAUAAUUCGUAAGUGUCGAUUGAAAGUGCUAAAGAUGACGGAGGAAACCGACGGGCUACGUACGGAGUACAAAUUAGAGACGGAUUCGGAACUGCGUUUCGAGAUAGAAAACAAGAACGAUGUGACCGUUCAGUUAAUUAGCGGCUACGCUGAACUUUUCGGCACGGAAAUGGUAAUGAAGAAACCGUACGCGUUCGGAGUGGGUGCGAAGGUCGCAAUAUUCACCUAUCACGGCUGCACGCUGGAGUUGCGCGGUAAACCCGAUGUUGCCUAUGUUGCACGCGAAACACCGAUGGUUCAGUACCUAAAUUGUAAUUGUGCUCUGGAACAGCUUCGAGUCAAAGCCGAACAGGAUGACGUUCAGGGACCGGUGGCAAUGGUAGUUGGUCCGAUGGACGUGGGAAAGACGACGUUGUGCAGAAUAUUUUUGAACUACGCAGUUCGGCUGGGACGAAGACCAGUUUACGUUGAUUUAGAUGUAGGUCAGGGUGCUAUUGCGAUCCCUGGAACAAUCGGAGCAUUGUUGGUGGAGCGACCGGCGCCGGUAGCAGAAGGCUUUGCUCAGCAGGCACCGUUGGUUUACCAUUUCGGACAUAUGUCGCCAUCGGACAAUGAUGUUUUUUACAACGUGCUGAUUUCAAAGCUGGCAGAAACGACGUUGGAACGUCUAGAAGCCAACAAGAAGGCCAAAUAUUCUGGAAUGAUCAUCAACACUUGCGGUUGGGUUAAGGGCGGUGGCUAUAAGAAUAUCCUGCACGCAGUGAAAGAAUUUGAAGUAAACGCAGUGUUUGUGUUGGAUCAGGAGCGAUUGUAUAACGAGCUGUUGCGUGAUGUGGAUCGAACUGUACAGGUAGUUUUUCUGCCCAAAAGCGGCGGUGUUGUGGAACGUCCUCGUUCGCAGCGGACCGAGUCUCGCGAUAACCGCGUGCGAGAGUAUUUUUACGGUUCCAAGAUGCCCCUAUACCCGCACUCGUUCGACGUUAAAUUUAGCGACGUGAAACUGUUCAAAGUCGGUUCGCCAGCUUUGCCCGAUUCCUGCCUGCCGCUGGGCAUGAAGAAGGAGGAUAAUUUCACCAAGCUGGUUCCGGUGCAGCCGGGACCGCACCUGCUGCAUCACGUGUUAGCUGUCAGCUUUGCCGAAAGCACCGAGGAGAACGUAAUUCAAACCAAUAUGGCUGGCUUUAUCUGCGUUACCAAUGUGAACAUGGAAAAGGAAGUGCUUACGAUUUUGUCACCGCAGCCAAGACCUCUGCCUCAGACGAUUUUGCUAGUUUCGGAUCUACAAUUUAUGGAUAGUCAUUAAGCGAAAGAGCUGUUUACAAUAAAAUUUUAACUGAUAAAAUGAAUAUUAGUUGUUUUUUUUUC
Molecule: messenger RNA, 1440 nt
Organism: Sabethes cyaneus
Lineage: Eukaryota; Metazoa; Arthropoda; Insecta; Diptera; Culicidae
Product: protein CLP1 homolog
Exons: 1
Coding region: 110-1378 (422 amino acids)
Biological process (GO): tRNA splicing, via endonucleolytic cleavage and ligation
Cellular component (GO): nucleus; mRNA cleavage factor complex
Molecular function (GO): polynucleotide 5'-hydroxyl-kinase activity
Source: RefSeq, a predicted model, not a curated record